UCACCAGGACGCAGCAAACAGGAGUUGCCGGGGAAACGGGACGCUUAGUACAGGACUAACGCUAGUGAAGGAGUGUUAAGUGAGGGAAAUUUACCGAUUUCCUCAACAACAACAAAAACGAAGAAAAUGACGCGUCUCUGUAUCUGUGAGAUGUGCAGCUGUGGCCGCCACCGAUGUAAACACCAGCCCACGGCCCUGUACAAGAAAGGCAGCAAGACUAAUGUGUUGUCAGAGUACUCAGAGAAGUAUCCUGCCUAUAAAGGGCACAUGCGGCCGAAGAGCACCAAGCCCCAACUGCAGUAUAAAGCUCAUCAGGGUACGAUGGAAGGAACAACCACCUUCAGGACAGACUAUGUCCCAUAUGUGGUCACCAGUCGCCCUGAGAAGCAGCAGGCCAAAUACAAGCCCAAGCCUGGAGAGAUUGACUUAGGAACAACCUAUAAACAUGACUUCAACCCAUAUGAAGUGCAACCAUUUGUUCCUUCACGUCCGAAAGAGAGAGAACAUACCACAAAUGCAAAACUGGACACCAUACCCACCUAUAAAGAGGAUUUUCGUCAGUGGGAGAUCAGCAGACGGGAGUUGACUAAGCCUGACACACCAUAUCAACCCCCUGUUACAAAGUUUGGGAAUUCCACGACAUUCCAGGAUGAUUUCAUCCACCGAGGCCUAGUGCCACGGGAGAGCUACAAGCCCCCAAAUAUAGCCAGGCUAUCCGAUGCUCCUUUCGAAAACAUGACCAGCAGCAAGCUCUCAUACGUUCCACACACUCUAGAAGCCCGGUACAUUAAACCGCCAGUAAAAUACAAACCCAACAGCCAACCUUUCCAGGACCUCACCACCCAUCGACAAGACUUUCAAGGCCUACCGAGUCAGCCGACCAAAAGCUGCAAACCUGAGCUGCUCAAAGUGGCCUCCAACAAGCCUUUCGAGGGCAGCACGGAAUUCCGUGACCAUUUCCAGCAGUGGCCCGUAUCCCUCCGGCAGGUGAGGAAGUCAGUGGAGUACAUGAGUCCAACAGAGCACAUGGACCUGACUACCACCUCACACACAGACUACAUCAAGCACCAAAUCCAGCCCUUCCUUUCAGUCAAACCCUUCUCACUUCCCACUAAGUCCUCUGAGCCCUUUCAGGGCAGCACCACCAUGAGAGAUGACUUCCAGCCGUGGGCGGCUCCCCGUCAAAGUAUGAUCCGGAAACAAGAAGAAAUCCAGCGAGCCAGCGGGAAAAUGGAAGAUCUGACCACCUUCAGGGCUCAUUUCAUUCAGCAUGAAGCACAGCCUAGUUUCAGCUUCAAGCCCCAAAACGCACCACUGCGGACCGAUGCUCCCCUACAGAACGACACCGUGUACCGCACGGAGUUCACACCCAAGAAGAUCAGCGUGUGUCCUGCCAGUCUUGAGUCUCCGCCGGGGUUUGUUUUCGAUAAUUACGAUGAUCGAGGCCACCGCUUCUUCCGCAAGACGACAUCUGCUGACAAGAUUGAGACGCCCAAGGAAAUGGUCUUGACAUCUUAAGAAAGUCAUCAUGUUGUUUCUAUAAAAGGAAACUAGCAAACAAUAUGAUCUCUCUGAAUUAUUGUAAUCCUACGGGGAAUCGUAAUGAAUUACGAUUAAAGGUCAGUGGGUUAAACUAUCUUUCAUAAAACAUUAAUUAUGCAUUCAUCACAGGAAUAAAAUAGAUUUUAAAAUGUACUGAAAUAGAAAGUAGUUGUUUUAAAUUGUAAUAAUAUUUCACAAUAUUACUUUAUUUUUUUAUCAAACAAAUGUGUUUUUUUUUUUAAACAACAGAUUAGUUAACCACAUAAAACAUGCUUUUUGCAAUCACAAUAAUUGAUUGUUUUAACCACAAAAUAGAAUACAAAGAUCAAUAAUUCUAAACUGAUUGGUAAAACUGUAUUUAUUUAUUUUUUUAUCACAUAGACUGUUUGCAAUAUUGACAUGUACAGAACCAGAACUGGCACUUCCUUAACCGAGUCAUGUAGCGGCACUUUCUCCACAUACUGUAGCAAUAAAAUGCAAUGGAUUAAAUUGAUGGAUAAAUUCAGUGAGUGGCUUAUGUACAACAUUUGUUCAUGUACUUAAAAUGCAUGCAUAAAGGCCAGUAGGAAACCGUUAUAUUAGAGAUAUGGAUAAUUCACUUCAAGUGCUAUAAGUACGUAGGUCUGUGUUGGGUUUAAUUUAAAAUAUGGAUUAUAAAGACAAACUAAACCAAGUAAGAAAAUAAAAUCCAAACUUUCUACACUCAAUGUACAAUAUUGCACUUAAAAACACAUUAUAUACAAGACAUAUUUUACAAUGCAGCACAUUGGUUGAACACAAAACAUACACCUAAAAGACGGCUGGAGAAAUGGUACUUUUAUGGCACAUGCCAUUUCAAUCAGUCAACGGGUUUUCUGUCAUACAUUCUACGUCCAUAUUAAAACAUCGUUAUUUAAUAUUAGAGUCAACGUGAAAACAAAAUGGUUUACUUAUUUAAAACAUGCUAAUGUGUUUGUCUUUGAAAUGUUUAUCAAAAUAAACUUUAGCUCACUUCCACCAAACGUUCAUUGUGACUUUUUAUAUCCAACAAUUCAGAAAAAAAAAACACUUAUUAUUAUUUUGUGAUAUAAACUCAAAUUUGGAAAAUAAAACUCUUGUUGUGAGUUUACAAUUCUGAAAACAGAAAAAAAAAGUCAAAAUGUGUGUGAGUUAUUAAUUAUUAUUGAUAUGUGAGUUUUAAUUAUUAUUCCUUGAUAGACACAAUAUUCCAGAUAAUGUUUUUUUUUUCUUCUCACAAUUGUGAGGUUAUAUUUCACAAUUCAGACUUUUCUUCUUAUAAUUACUAGUUUUUACUUCGCAAUUCUGACUUUUUCCUCAGAAUUGUGAGAUAUAUACUCAGAUUUGAUAUUCGAAAAAAAAACAAAAAAACUACUUUGUAUGAUAUAAAUGAGUAAAAAAAAAAA
Carassius auratus (goldfish) is the source of this 2945-nucleotide messenger RNA. RefSeq names its product stabilizer of axonemal microtubules 2-like. Bases 127 to 1518 code for a protein of 463 amino acids. NCBI's taxonomy places the organism in Eukaryota, Metazoa, Chordata, Actinopteri, Cypriniformes, Cyprinidae. The transcript is spliced from 4 exons. Gene Ontology annotation, molecular function: microtubule binding. Gene Ontology annotation, cellular component: centriole; sperm flagellum; cytoskeleton. The record is from RefSeq and is a predicted model, not a curated record.